AAUCAUAACAUCUUUCCGUGAAUCAACUUCCUGUGAAAAGUUGGAUGGUAACACCCCAAGGAAAGAAAGUUUUAGAAUACAAUUUUUGGGGUGAUUUUCUGAUAGUUUAAAAAUGAUUUUACUGGAAAUCAACAACAGAAUUGUAGAAGAAACACUGACAUUAAAAUUCCAGAAUGCAGUAGCGGGCAAUAAACCAGAUAAUGUUGACAUAACAGUUGCAGAUUUUGAUGGUGUUCUGUAUCAUAUCUCUAAUCCAAAUGAUGACAGAGGUAAAAUAAGGGUCAGCAUAUCCUUGAAGUUUUACAAAGAUCUUCAGGGGCAUGGAGCAGAUGAGCUCAUCAAAAGAAUAUAUGGAGACUAUUUAGCCACCCCAGAAGAGGGUUAUAACGUGUCAGUGGUGUUUGACCUUGAAAAAGUGCCAAAAGAUUGGGAUGACUGGGUCACAAAGGUCGGCUUACUCAAGCGGAACUGUUUUGCUUCAGUGUUUGAGAAGUACUUUCAGUUUCAGGAAGAGGGUGCCACUGGUAAUAAAAGGGCAGUAAUCCAGUACAGAGAUGAUGAGACAAUGUACGUAGAUGCUCAGAAGGACCGAGUGACCGUUAUUUUUAGCACAAUAUUUAGGGAUGAUGACGAUGUGGUAAUAGGAAAAGUUUUUAUGCAGGAGUUUAAGGAGGGGCGUAGAAAGUUCCAGCAGGCCCCCCAGGUCCUGUUCUCUCACACCCUCAUAAACAACAUAGGUUACAUUACAUUUGUAUUAUUUCCUCGGCACACUAGCAAGGCUGCUCGAGAGAACACCAUUAACCUCAUACAUACACUCCGGGACUAUCUUCACUACCACAUCAAGUGUUCUAAGGCAUACAUCCAUUCCCGUAUGAGAUCCAAAACCUCAGAAUUCUUAAAAGUACUGAACAGAGCACGGCCAGAAGUCAAAAGCAAAGAGAAGAAGACAAUAAGUGGGAAAACAUUCCAACAGCAGUGAUACAGUUGAAGGAAAGAACAUUAAUCUAGAAAUUUUAAAGGAAUUAAUGAGUAUUCGUAUAUCAAGUCAGGAGACUGCUGCAGGAAAGGAAAAAAAAUUCCACUAUAGUGCAAAUAUUCUGUCUCAAGAGAGCUACUUUUGGAGGCAAAACCAAAAACCUGACUUUUUUUUUUUACUUUUGUUUCUAUUUAGGGUAUGAAAAUUAAUUAAUAAAUUUUUAAUUGAACAAUUUAAUUAUUUUUUUUACACUAAAUACAACUAGUCGAUAUCAGUUUCUUUAGAUUUUUGAACAAAAAAUUUUUUGUGAACAUUCUUAAAAUAAUCAUGUUGAAAUAAUUGUGUGCAACAUGUACUGGAUGUACAUGUAUGUUAAUAAAUACAUAUUGAAUAUGUGAUACAAUCCAGAUUUUCUGCAACAUGAUAUUAUAAAAUGUAAGAACUAUUGUUUGUGAAGGAAAACAGUUGACCGCUGAGCUUCCUUGACAGAAGAGCCAAUAUGUCGGUAUACUUUAUUUCCUAUUUAACGUAUUUAAGUGAUGUGUGUGAGACUGUGAGAUGAUGCAAUCAUAUUGACAUAUUAUAAAAAACUGUAUUGAGAGGUAUAUAUAAAUGAAAUACGUAUAUGAACAAUUUACAUAAUUAAAAUUGUUAAUAAAUUUUUUUAAAUAACAA
Messenger RNA from Saccostrea cuccullata (small rock oyster), 1651 nucleotides. Its product is annotated as actin-related protein 2/3 complex subunit 2-like. The record is from RefSeq and is a predicted model, not a curated record. Gene Ontology annotation, cellular component: Arp2/3 protein complex; actin cytoskeleton. Gene Ontology annotation, molecular function: structural constituent of cytoskeleton; actin filament binding. The transcript is spliced from 11 exons. Gene Ontology annotation, biological process: actin filament polymerization; Arp2/3 complex-mediated actin nucleation. Lineage: Eukaryota; Metazoa; Mollusca; Bivalvia; Ostreida; Ostreidae. The coding region runs from base 113 to 979 and encodes 288 amino acids.